AUGGCAACCAACAGCGAGAUCGACAUCAUCAUGGAGGAGGAACACUCAUACGACCGCUCCUACAGCAUUGCAGAGUACCACGCUUUUGCGCACACCAAUACGUACGACACGAGCUUCCCUCGAUCCCACGGUCUUGAGCUCAGCGCGUGGCACAUCCAGGACAUCAAAACCCCAUGGGAUUGGCUCUGCGCUUCCAUGCCCGGCUUUUGGCUUGUUAAGCUUCCUGUCGAGCUCCGGCAAAUGAUCUUCAAGCUUGUCUUCGAUGACCAGGUCUGGAACGGAAAGCCGGUACCGCUUGUUGUCGCUCUCCGCGGUCACAAAGAUUUGUAUCGGGAGGCUUUGGCCCUUUUCUUCAAGCAUCCAACCAACACCUUUCGACUCUGGCUUUCUAAUAUCAACAGAGCUAUGAACAUGUCUAAGACUGCUGCGAGAGGAAUCAACAAGUUGGAGAUUAGCGUUUCUUCGUUGACUCCGACCUUUGUCAGGGAAGUGUUUACCAGUGGCGCAACAUUCACUGAUGUCCACCUUAAAUUCUCCUACACGACAUCCGAGCUCGAAGAGAAGAUGAUUCCCUGGAUCAAAUUCAUGCUCCAACUUAGCCCUAAGAUCCAUACUCUCUCCGUCACCUACCCCACCUGUCUUGGGUUCCCCGAGUUUCCAGAGAUCCGCAAGGACUACUUAUUCAAGCGGCAGCAGGCGCUAUACUAUGGCCAGACCCUUCCCGACAGACCUGAUAAUAUCAUUCAAUACAUCGGCAACGCAUUUGAUAUAGAUCCCGCGAUCGAAGACAACGAAGUCGAACCGUGCCCAAAAUGGACAUAUGCGAAUGGCAUGGGGUAUAGUAGUCCAAAGUUCCCUGAUAAGCCUGUGGCUGCCUGCACUUACGAAGAGACAACCUAUACUUGGAAAGCUGCCAAGGAAAAGAUAUUGGUUUGGCGUUUCGAAGAUGAGGAGUAG
Molecule: messenger RNA, 957 nt
Organism: Mollisia scopiformis
Lineage: Eukaryota; Fungi; Ascomycota; Leotiomycetes; Helotiales; Mollisiaceae
Exons: 4
Coding region: 1-957 (318 amino acids)
Source: RefSeq, a predicted model, not a curated record